Molecule: messenger RNA, 1553 nt
Organism: Cavia porcellus (domestic guinea pig)
Lineage: Eukaryota; Metazoa; Chordata; Mammalia; Rodentia; Caviidae
Product: 26S proteasome regulatory subunit 10B
Exons: 1
Coding region: 21-1190 (389 amino acids)
Biological process (GO): positive regulation of RNA polymerase II transcription preinitiation complex assembly
Cellular component (GO): proteasome regulatory particle, base subcomplex; cytosolic proteasome complex
Molecular function (GO): ATP binding; proteasome-activating activity; ATP hydrolysis activity
Source: RefSeq, a predicted model, not a curated record
AUGAGCGACGGCUUCUCAUCAUGGCGGACCCUAGAGAUAAGGCGCUUCAGGACUACCGCAAGAAGCUGCUGGAGCACAAGGAGAUCGACGGCCGUCUGAAGGAGUUAAGGGAACAAUUAAAAGAACUUACCAAGCAGUAUGAAAAGUCUGAAAAUGAUCUGAAGGCCCUGCAAAGUGUUGGGCAGAUUGUGGGUGAAGUGCUUAAACAAUUAACUGAAGAAAAAUUCAUUGUUAAAGCUACGAAUGGACCAAGAUAUGUUGUGGGUUGUCGUCGACAGCUUGACAAAAGCAAGCUGAAGCCAGGAACAAGAGUUGCUUUGGAUAUGACUACACUAACUAUCAUGAGAUACUUGCCGAGAGAGGUGGAUCCAUUGGUUUACAACAUGUCUCAUGAGGACCCUGGGAAUGUUUCUUACUCAGAGAUUGGAGGGCUGUCAGAACAGAUUCGAGAACUGAGAGAGGUAAUAGAAUUACCACUCACAAACCCAGAAUUAUUCCAGCGUGUGGGAAUAAUACCUCCAAAAGGCUGUUUGUUAUAUGGACCACCAGGCACAGGAAAAACACUCUUGGCACGAGCUGUUGCUAGCCAGCUGGACUGCAAUUUCUUAAAGGUUGUAUCUAGUUCUAUUGUAGAUAAGUACAUUGGUGAAAGUGCCCGUUUGAUUAGAGAAAUGUUUAAUUAUGCAAGGGACCAUCAGCCAUGCAUCAUUUUUAUGGAUGAAAUCGAUGCUAUUGGUGGUCGCCGGUUUUCUGAGGGUACUUCAGCUGACAGAGAGAUCCAGAGAACUUUAAUGGAGUUACUGAAUCAGAUGGAUGGAUUUGAUACUCUGCAUAGAGUUAAAAUGAUCAUGGCUACAAACAGACCAGAUACACUGGAUCCUGCGUUGCUGCGUCCAGGAAGAUUAGAUAGAAAAAUACAUAUUGAUUUACCAAAUGAACAAGCAAGAUUAGAUAUAUUGAAAAUCCAUGCAGGCCCCAUUACAAAGCAUGGCGAAAUAGAUUAUGAAGCAAUUGUGAAACUUUCAGAUGGCUUUAAUGGAGCAGACCUGAGAAAUGUUUGUACUGAAGCAGGUAUGUUUGCAAUUCGUGCUGAUCAUGAUUUUGUAGUUCAGGAAGACUUCAUGAAAGCAGUUAGAAAAGUGGCUGAUUCUAAGAAGCUAGAGUCGAAAUUGGACUAUAAACCUGUGUAAUUUAAUAUAAGGUGUUUGACGGCUGCAUGACAGACACUGACUAAAUGUAAAAAUAAAGUUAAGGAAAAUAAUGUGUGUAUUGGCAGUGAUCUCAUUAAAACCAAAUAAAAUGUAUGUGAAUAACAUCAUAAAAUUAGUAUGUAAUUCAGUAAUUCAACUUUAAAAUUGAUACAGAAAAAAUUUGUAUGUUAAUGUUGCAUUAUUGCAGCAGAAGUUAUGAGUAUUGAACUUUUCAUAUUUGCAAUGUGAGCAUUUUGUAAAACAUUGAAAGUCAUUUGAGAUAGUAUGAGAGCAUUUCUUAUGACUUAUUUUAUAUCAUUUGUUUUCCUCAUCCUAAAACUGAAUAAAACCUGUUUGAUUUAG